AUGUCGUGGUCAAAAAACACGAUUGCGUACAGCCAUCGGACAUCCGAUAAUUUCGAAUUUCCACCAACACCGCCCACACCAUCGUCUCUUCAUAUAGAAGGACAGAACGCGAGAGCAACAGGUUGUGAGACCCAAUGGUAUCACAGGUGGUCUUGGAGCAACCCGUCGAAUCCUUGCGGUGGAUUCGAUAUUGCAACCGACGAAACCACUUGUUUGAUCUCGCCGCCUUACGUCGUCAAUUUUCUUCAAAGCACCGACAGCAAUCAAAAUUAUCGCACGUGCAGAUGGGAGCAAUAUUCUCAGCAAGACACAACAGAUUGUCAUCUGAUAAUCGAACAGUUAAAUGGAAAGGAAGACGAGAAGCUUUUGAGCAAAUCUGAAAAUUUGUUAUACGAGAAUAAUCAAGAUCGAAAUGUCACGACUACGACAAACACGGGAACAAUGUUUCGUACUUGGGAAAUGCCUCAUUUGCAAAAUAUAGACCACGAGUAUGAGAACAAGUUCCAAUCUUGGCAGAAUUCGCAACGUAAUGAGGAUCAUGCGAAUUCGUUAUUUGGAGGAAAUACACGCUCGCACCAACGAGAACGAGAAACAACAAAGAGAACAAGCGAUAAACCGCGGAAAGAGAGAACCGCGUUUACAAAGCAACAGGUCCGACAUCUUGAAUGCGAGUUCGCACAUAGUAAUUAUUUGACACGUUUGCGCCGCUAUGAAAUUGCUGUAGCAUUGGAUUUAACGGAACGCCAGGUGAAAGUGUGGUUUCAGAAUAGACGUAUGAAAUGGAAACGAACAAAAGGAAGCACAGUGAACGUACAGGAAGCAACUACUGUAUCGUGACAUAUUUCUUAAGUUCGUUAUUCA
This is a messenger RNA of Cyphomyrmex costatus, 861 nucleotides long. It is a transcript of the gene btn, whose product is annotated as buttonless. Lineage: Eukaryota; Metazoa; Arthropoda; Insecta; Hymenoptera; Formicidae. Bases 1 to 837 code for a protein of 278 amino acids. Gene Ontology annotation, cellular component: nucleus. The transcript is spliced from 4 exons. Gene Ontology annotation, biological process: positive regulation of transcription by RNA polymerase II. Gene Ontology annotation, molecular function: DNA-binding transcription factor activity, RNA polymerase II-specific; RNA polymerase II cis-regulatory region sequence-specific DNA binding. The record is from RefSeq and is a predicted model, not a curated record.